Cucurbitaria berberidis CBS 394.84 is the source of this 1479-nucleotide messenger RNA. RefSeq names its product nucleoside hydrolase. Gene Ontology annotation, molecular function: purine nucleosidase activity. NCBI's taxonomy places the organism in Eukaryota, Fungi, Ascomycota, Dothideomycetes, Pleosporales, Cucurbitariaceae. Gene Ontology annotation, cellular component: cytosol. Gene Ontology annotation, biological process: purine nucleoside catabolic process. The coding region runs from base 55 to 1479 and encodes 474 amino acids. The transcript has 7 exons. The record is from RefSeq and is a predicted model, not a curated record.
GCAGUGAUUAAGUUUUUGUACACCCUUUUCUUUCUUUCUUGACACUCAUACACCAUGGCACCGAAUAAGAUCAUCAUAGACACGGAUCCGGGCGUUGACGAUGUCCUCGCCAUGCUCCUCGCCCUCUCAGCGAAGCCAGAGGAAUUAGAGAUUCUGAUGAUCUCGCUUACCUUUGGGAAUGUCGAAGUGCAGAACUGUCUAAGAAAUGUCGUCACACUCUUCCACUACAUCGAGAAGGAGCGGGCAUGGCGUAAAGCAAAUGGCAGACCAGAGGGGUUUGAAACGCUGAAUGUGCGGAAACCUAUCGUUGCCGUGGGUGCCGAAGAGCCCUUGGCAGAGCACAUGAUGGUAGCUGAUUUCUUUCACGGCAUCGACGGCUUGGGUGGCAUCCAUCACAGUCACCCACACCUCUCGCCAGCAGAAACAUGGAAAUCCCUCUUCCUACCCACACCAGAAAACUUGUCGGCUGAAGAAGCAGCCGCCCUCGAAGCUGUCAAGGAGCAGCACUCGCUUUUUAUUCCAUCGUUGAAGCCGGCGCAUGAACAGAUGCUGGACUUGUUGAGAGAGAAUGAGUCUGAUACGAUUACGAUUGUGGCUGUUGGUCCCCUGACUAACCUCGCUAUUGCGGCUGCAAAGGACCCUGAGACUUUCUUGAGGGUGAAAGAAGUUGUCGUUAUGGGUGGAGCGGUUGACGCACCAGGGAACCCGCCACCUCUGCAUCUCAUCUACUCCCCCACCAUCCAGAACAUCCCCGUCCCCAACUUCAACCUCAUAAAACAGCCCGACACCCCCUUACGCAGAGCGCUGAACCACAGAAAUCAGAUGACGCCCGGCGCCGAAUUCAACACGUACGCAGAUAGCGUAGCGAGCGCGCGAGUCUUCGCACUCACAUCCCCCAACCCCCGCAUGACCAUGCCUCCCACCCUAAGCGGCCACAAAAAAGAGCAGCUUCCGCCAUAUCCCGAGAAACUGAGUAGAACGCUAAAGUUGAAGCUGUUCCCGCUCGACACCACGGAACGACAUCUCCUCCCCCAAACACUGUUUGAACAGUACACAGGCAGUGAGCAAGUGAAAGACAGCCCUCUGGCGCAAUGGGCAAGGCUCUUCCUAGACGUAACGUUCCAGAAAAACCACUCCCUAAACCCACAACAAGAUGAUUCGAAACGUGGCCUGCAACUCCACGACCCGAUGACUAUCUGGUAUGCGUUGUCGCCUUCUGAACCUGCGUGGACGUUCGAAACGGAGGAUAUUAGGGUUGAGACGUCCGGGCAAUGGACGAGGGGCUGUCUGGUCGUGGAUAGGAGGGGGCGACCUGUUACGGCUGGCACGGGGGAUUUGAACGAGGAAGUUAUUGGGGAUGCGGGAGGGUGGAGCGACUCGCGACGGGGGAACAAUGUACAGUGGUGUGUGCAGAGCCCCGGUGUGGACAAGUUUGCUAGGUUUUUGUUAGACCGGGUGUUUGGGGAUUCGAAGGCGUGA